CCACGCAACUUUUUUUAUUUUUCCACUACACUGAAGCUUGCUUCGAAAAACAGCAGCUUUCACUUCCUUCAGCUCGCGCUCUGCUUUCCUUUUCUAGGGUUUCCUCCGCUUUCCUCUUCCGUAAUCGUCAAUCUUGGUCUCUUGUCUUCCCAUUUCAGGCUGGAUACUGAAAUCUGAGAAGAAUCUACUGUGACUCGUUAGGGUGGUGUUUGGUGAGGAAGAUCUAUGUCUUCUUCACGGAAUGGGCCGGAGCAGCAGCCACCUCCGCGUCGGCUGCUGCGUACUCAGACGGCGGGAAACCUUGGAGAGUCAAUCUUUGACAGCGAGGUCGUGCCGUCGUCUCUUGUCGAGAUCGCUCCCAUUCUCCGUGUGGCUAACGAAGUCGAGGCAACGUAUCCCAGGGUUGCUUAUCUCUGUAGGUUCUAUGCUUUUGAAAAAGCACAUCGAUUAGAUCCAACAUCAAGUGGGCGUGGUGUGAGACAAUUCAAGACUGCUCUUUUACAACGACUAGAAAAGGACAAUGAGCCCACUUUUAGACAGAGGACCAAAAAGAGUGAUGCGCAAGAAAUGCGAAGUUUCUACCAGCAUUACUACAGAAAAUAUAUCGAGGCUCUCCAAAAUGUUGCUGACAAGGCUGAUCGUGCUCGACUUACCAAAGCUUACCAAACAGCUGCUGUUUUGUUUGAGGUUUUAAAAGCUGUUAAUCUGACUCAAUCUCUUGAAGUGGAUAAAGAGAUAUUGGAAACUCAUAAUAAAGUUGAAGAAAAGAAAAAGAUAUAUGCACCUUACAAUGUUCUUCCGCUUGAUCCUGAUAGUGCAAAUCAGGCUAUAAUGCGGUAUCCAGAGAUUCAAGCUGCAGUAAUUGCUCUUCGGAAUACUAGGGGUUUACCAUGGCCCAAAGAUCAUGAGAAGAAGUUAGAUGAAGACCUUCUUGACUGGCUUCAGGCAAUGUUUGGUUUUCAGAAGGAUAAUGUGGCUAAUCAAAGAGAACAUUUGAUAUUAUUACUAGCAAAUGUCCACAUCCGACAGGCUCCAAAGCCUGAUCAACAAGCAAAGUUGGAUGAUCGUGCCUUAAAUUUGGUCAUGAAGAAACUAUUUAGGAAUUACAAGAAGUGGUGCAAAUACUUGGAUCGAAAGAGUAGCCUCUGGCUGCCAACCAUUCAGCAGGAAGUACAACAGAGAAAAUUGCUUUACAUGGGCCUGUAUCUUCUAAUUUGGGGUGAAGCUGCAAAUCUGCGUUUUAUGCCGGAAUGCUUGUGCUAUAUCUAUCAUCAUAUGGCUUUUGAACUUUAUAGCAUGCUAGCUGGCAAUGUGAGCCCCAUGACAGGUGAAAACGUAAAGCCGGCUUAUGGGGGUGAUGAAGAAGCCUUCCUCAGAAAAGUUGUAACUCCUAUUUAUAAAACAAUAGCCGAGGAAGCCAAGAGAAGCAAAACAGAAAAAUCGAAACAUUCUCAAUGGAGAAAUUAUGAUGAUUUAAAUGAAUACUUUUGGUCAGUUGACUGUUUUCGUCUGGGUUGGCCAAUGAGAGCAGAUGCAGAUUUCUUUUGUCAACCUCACAAAUAUCCAUCUGAAAAAAAUGGAGAGAACGUAAACACUGCUAGGCACAGAUGGAUUGGGAAAAGUAAUUUUGUUGAGAUACGCUCAUUUUGGCAUAUAUUUAGAAGUUUUGAUAGACUGUGGGCUUUCUUCAUUCUGGCAUUGCAGGUCAUGAUUAUCCUUGCAUGGAAUGGAGGCUCACCAAGUGAUAUCUUUGAUAAUGGGGUCUUUAAGCAAGUAUUGAGCAUUUUCAUUACUGCUGCUGUAUUGAAGUUAGGACAAGCUAUCCUGGAUAUCAUUCUUAGCUGGAAAGCUAGAAGAAGCAUGUCUUCUGCAGUUAAACUGAGAUAUAUCUUGAAAGUUGUUUCAUCUGUAGCAUGGGUGGUAAUAUUACCUGUCACGUAUGCUUACACCUGGGAAAAUCCUACUGGACUGGCAAAAACUAUCAAAAGCUGGCUUGGGAAUGGUCAAAACCAACCAUCUCUUUAUAUUUUGGCAGUGGUGAUAUAUCUGUCUCCAAACAUGCUUUCGGCUUUGCUGUUUCUUUUUCCAUUUGUCCGUAGGUUUCUUGAAGGUUCACACUACAAGAUAGUGAUGCUUAUGAUGUGGUGGUCUCAGCCUUGUCUCUUCAUAGGCAGGGGAAUGCAUGAAAGCGCUUUCUCACUUUUCAUGUAUACAAUGUUUUGGGUGAUUCUUAUAGUGACGAAGCUGAUAUUUAGUUACUAUAUUGAGAUCAGGCCUCUUGUCAAUCCUACAAAAGAUAUUAUGAGAAGCUCCAUAUCUACUUAUGAAUGGCAUGAGUUCUUUCCCCAUGCAAAGAGUAACAUUGGUGUUAUAAUCGCACUUUGGGCCCCAAUUAUUCUUGUAUAUUUCAUGGAUACACAGAUAUGGUAUGCAAUUUUCUCCACAUUAGUUGGAGGAGUCUAUGGUGCUUUUCGUCGUCUUGGAGAGAUACGAACUUUAGAAAUGCUAAGGUCUAGAUUUCAAACUUUGCCGGGUGCUUUCAAUGCACAUCUUAUUCCAUUUGAAAAAUCUGAAUCAACUGCAAAGAGGGGUUUAAAAGCUUCUUUGUCUCGGCUCUUUGAAAAGAAGCCAUCUAGUAAUUUGGAGAAGGAAACUGCAAAGUUUGCUCAAAUGUGGAACAAAAUAAUCACUAGUUUCCGUGAUGAAGAUCUCAUUAACAACAGGGAGAUGAAUUUAUUGCUAGUUCCGUACUGGGCUGACCAAGACCUGAACCUUGUCCAGUGGCCUCCUUUCUUACUUGCUAGCAAGAUUCCAAUUGCUUUGGAUAUGGCCAAAGAUUCUAAAGGCAAAGAUCGAGAUUUGAAAAAAAGACUUCAAAAUGAUAGUUAUAUGGCUCAUGCUGUGAAAGAAUGUUAUUUAUCAUUUAGGAAUAUUAUUAACCACCUAGUGACUGGUGAUCGUGAGAAGAAGAUUAUAAAUGAGAUCUUCGAGAAAGUUGAUGAGUUGAUAGUUGAAGACAAAUUAAUAACAGACUUGAGGAUGAGCGCUCUUCCAGAUCUCAACAAUAAAUUUAUUAAUUUGAUAAAAGUUUUGAUGGACAACAAACAAGAGGACAGAGAUCGAGUUGUACUUCUUUUCCAAGAUAUGCUGGAAGUUGUGACAAGAGACAUAAUGGAAGAACAGUUUUCUGAUCUUCUAGAUACAUACCAAGGAGCUUAUAGGUGGCCAGAGGGCGUCCCACCUAAUUAUAGGAGGUCAGAGGGCAUCACUCUUUCAAAUAAAGAUGUCCAGUUAUUUGCAUCAACUGGGGCCAUUAGGUUUCCUUUGCCAAAAUCAGACGCCUGGACAGAGAAGAUAAGAAGGCUUAAUCUCCUACUCACUGAGAAGGAAUCUGCCAUGGAUGUACCAGCCAAUCUAGAGGCUAGAAGACGAAUUUCAUUCUUCAGUAAUUCUCUAUUUAUGAGCAUGCCUGAUGCACCAAAAGUGAGAACUAUGCUCCCAUUCUCUGUUUUAACUCCAUACUACAAUGAAGAUGUUAUUUUCUCACUUCCUCACCUGGAAGAGGAAAAUGAAGAUGGAGUUUCCAUCCUAUUCUAUUUGCAAAAAAUUUAUCCAGAUGAAUGGAAUAACUUCCUUGAACGUGUAAAUCAUGAUUCAGAAGAAGAACUCAAAUCUGACACAGACCUUCAAGAGGAACUACGUCUAUGGGCGUCGUAUAGGGGCCAAACGCUGUCUCGCACUGUUAGAGGUAUGAUGUAUCAUCGAAAAGCUUUGGAGCUUCAGUCUUUCCUUGACAUGGCCAAUAAUAAAGAUCUUAUGGAAGGCUAUAAAGCACUCGAAUUAUCUUCAGAGGAACAUUCAAGCGGAAGAUCUUUGUGGGCACAGUGCCAGGCUGUGGCUGAUAUGAAAUUCACCUACGUAGUAUCUUGCCAGCAAUAUGGAGCGCAAAAGCGUUCUGGCUUACAACAAGCGCAAGAUAUUCUAAGGCUUAUGACCAUGUAUCCAUCACUUCGUGUGGCAUAUAUUGAUGAGGUUGAACUACCUCAGGAGAAUAGGAAGGUUGAAAAGAUUUAUUAUUCAACAUUAGUGAAGGCUGCUGCUUUACCUGACGAUGAUAAUGCUGCAGACCCUGUGCAGAAUCUUGAUCAGGUCAUCUACCGGAUAAAACUUCCAGGUCCUGCUAUUUUGGGUGAAGGCAAGCCAGAAAAUCAAAAUCAUGCCAUUAUUUUCACUCGUGGUGAAGGUUUGCAGACAAUAGACAUGAAUCAGGAUAAUUAUCUGGAAGAGGCAUUAAAAAUGAGAAAUCUGCUUCAAGAGUUCUUAAAAAAACAUGAUGGUGUGAGAUACCCUUCAAUUCUUGGUGUCAGGGAGCACAUAUUCACGGGAAGUGUUUCUUCUCUUGCAUGGUUUAUGUCAAAUCAGGAAACAAGUUUUGUGACAAUUGGUCAGCGUUUGCUUGCAAAUCCUCUUAGGGUUCGAUUUCACUAUGGUCACCCGGAUGUUUUUGAUAGACUCUUUCAUCUCACGAGAGGUGGUGUGAGUAAGGCUUCCAAGAUAAUUAAUUUAAGCGAGGACAUCUUUGCUGGUUUCAAUUCCACUCUCCGUGAAGGCAGUGUUACGCAUCACGAAUACUUGCAAGUAGGUAAAGGAAGAGAUGUGGGCCUUAAUCAGAUAUCGCUAUUUGAAGCAAAGAUUGCAAAUGGAAAUGGCGAGCAGACAUUGAGCCGUGACAUAUAUAGACUUGGUCACCGUUUUGAUUUCUUUAGGAUGAUGUCAUGUUAUUUUACAACUGUGGGAUCUUAUUUUAGUACUCUGUUGACUGUCCUGACAGUAUAUGUUUUUCUAUAUGGACGUCUCUAUCUUGUUCUUAGUGGACUUGAUGAAGGUUUGGCAACUGGUAAAAGGUUCAUUCACAACCAUCCCCUUCAAGUUGCUCUUGCCUCACAAUCCUUUGUGCAGCUUGGGUUUUUGAUGGCUCUACCCAUGAUGAUGGAAAUUGGUCUUGAAAAAGGAUUCCGGAAGGCACUAAGUGAAUUCAUCAUGAUGCAGUUACAAUUAGCUUCUGUUUUCUUCACAUAUUCUCUUGGAACCAAAACUCACUAUUAUGGAAGGACAUUGCUUCAUGGAGGUGCUGAGUAUAGGGGUACAGGCCGUGGUUUUGUUGUCUUCCAUGCCAAGUUUGCUGAGAACUAUCGGCUUUACUCUCGUAGUCAUUUUGUCAAGGGCAUGGAGUUGUUGAUCUUACUUGUUGUUUAUCAAAUAUUUGGGCAGCCUUAUAGAUCUGCAGUUGCAUACAUAUUUAUUACUGCUUCUAUGUGGUUUAUGGUUGGGACUUGGUUGUUUGCUCCAUUUUUGUUCAAUCCUUCUGGAUUUGAAUGGCAAAAAAUUGUUGAUGACUGGACUGAUUGGAACAAGUGGAUCAGCAACCGUGGUGGGAUUGGCGUGCAAGCAGAUAAAAGCUGGGAAUCAUGGUGGGAGAAGGAGCAAGACCAUCUGAAAUAUUCGGGAAAGCGAGGGAUCACUACUGAGAUACUGCUGUCAUUUCGAUUUUUCAUUUAUCAAUACGGGCUUCUCUAUCACUUGCAUAUAACUAAGACAAAGAGCAUAUUGGUAUAUGGCGUUUCUUGGCUUGUGAUCUUGGUAGUAUUGCUUGUCAUGAAGACUGUAUCUGUUGGAAGGCAAAGAUUCAGUGCGGACUUUCAGCUUGUUUUCCGGUUGAUCAAGUUCUUAAUCUUUGUUACAUUCAUGUCUAUUCUGAUCAUCUUGAUCGCUAUCCCUCACAUGACCUUCCAGGAUAUCAUAGUUUGUUUCCUCGCUUUCUUGCCAACUGGUUGGGGUCUACUUUUGAUUGCACAAGCAUGCAAAGGUGCUAUGCGCAGAUUUGGGCUGUGGGGCUCCAUUAAAGCUCUUGCUCGAGGCUAUGAGAUUAUGAUGGGGCUGCUUCUUUUCACUCCUAUAGCCUUCUUGGCAUGGUUUCCCUUUGUUUCUGAAUUCCAGACAAGAAUGUUAUUCAAUCAAGCUUUCAGUAGAGGACUUCAGAUUUCUCGCAUUCUUGGUGGACACAAGAAGGAUAGAGCUCGAAACAAGGAUUAAAUUAAUAGUGAAUGAAGUUGGCAUGCAAACCAUGACCAGAAGAUUGGAGCAUUUGUAUGUUAUUCUUCCAAAACUACUAAUUUUUUCCAAGUUUUUUUGUUUUUUUGUUUCCUUUGUAUCUUUUGUAUGAGCAGGGUUUUCUGUGUUUUUGGGUGCCAAUGACCCAUAAUAUAUCUGAUAUUGGUGAUGACUUGUUUGAAAUUUCAUUAAUGAAAAUGUAGUUAUUGGGUUUUUGGCAGCUAUAAA
Messenger RNA from Dendrobium catenatum, 6339 nucleotides. Its product is annotated as callose synthase 3. The record is from RefSeq and is a predicted model, not a curated record. NCBI's taxonomy places the organism in Eukaryota, Viridiplantae, Streptophyta, Magnoliopsida, Asparagales, Orchidaceae. The coding region runs from base 226 to 6093 and encodes 1955 amino acids. Gene Ontology annotation, biological process: (1->3)-beta-D-glucan biosynthetic process. The transcript is spliced from 43 exons. Gene Ontology annotation, cellular component: 1,3-beta-D-glucan synthase complex; plasma membrane. Gene Ontology annotation, molecular function: 1,3-beta-D-glucan synthase activity.